AUUUUUAUUUCUAAGAUGGCGGCCCUACGCUCAAAAUCAAGGUCAUUUCUAGAAGCUAUUCCACGCUGUUUUUGCGGUGGCAAUUAUUUGUUAUCCACACCAAGGUAUCGUCUGUACUCAAAUUAUCAAACACAAGAGAAAAGUACGCAUUUUGGUUUUGAAGAAGUAUCAGAGCAGGAGAAAACUCAGAAAGUUUACAAGGUGUUUGAGAGUGUAGCAAGUUCAUAUGACAAAAUGAAUGAUGCCAUGAGCUUCGGGAUACACAGACUGUGGAAGGACAGGUUAAUCACUAUACUUAAUCCUCCUGUUGGAACAAAACUGUUGGAUGUUGCUGGAGGAACAGGUGACAUUGCAUUCAGAUUCCUAGACCAUGUUAACAAAAAAUCAGCAAAAAGGAAACAAAGAGGAGAAAGUAUUGACUCCCAUGUGACAGUGUGCGAUAUCAACAGAGCAAUGCUGCAAGUUGGCCAACAAAGGGCUGAAAGACUCCAUCAAUCCUCAGGAAUUUCAUGGAUUGAAGGCAAUGCAGAAGAGUUACCAAUUGAUACUGCAUCAGUUGAUGCCUACACCAUAGCAUUCGGAAUCCGAAAUGUUACAAGAAUUCAUAAGGCUUUGAGUGAGGCCCACAGAGUUCUUGUUCCUGGUGGAAGAUUCCUGUGUCUGGAAUUCAGUGAAGUAAAAAAUGAGCUUAUCUCUAGUGCCUAUGAGAAAUAUUCCUUUGAUGUUAUACCAGUUAUGGGGCAGAUCAUAGCUGGAGAUUGGAAAUCUUACAAGUAUCUAGUUGAAAGCAUUAGACAAUUUCCAAAUCAGGAAGAGUUUGCAAAUUUGAUUGAAGAUGCAGGAUUUAGUUAUGUAACUCAUGAAAACUUAACCUUUGGAAUAGCAGCCAUUCACUCAGGCUUUAAAUUGUGAAAACAUUUGGAAUUUGUGAAUAAAUAUUGUG
Pocillopora verrucosa is the source of this 943-nucleotide messenger RNA. Its product is annotated as 2-methoxy-6-polyprenyl-1,4-benzoquinol methylase, mitochondrial. NCBI's taxonomy places the organism in Eukaryota, Metazoa, Cnidaria, Anthozoa, Scleractinia, Pocilloporidae. Gene Ontology annotation, biological process: ubiquinone biosynthetic process. The record is from RefSeq and is a predicted model, not a curated record. Gene Ontology annotation, molecular function: methyltransferase activity.